AUGUUAGAUGUCAUCCAAGAAAAGUUGGGAGAGUGGUUUUACGAACGGAGAAAAAAAGCAAAUGAAACUUUUCACAGGGUAUCAAUAUGGGCAGAAGAAGAGAUGACUAAGAAGAUGGACUUGUCUUGCAAAAUGUUUGUGUUCAACCGUGAUUCAAUUUUGUUUAGAAUAAAUAGUGAAGGAAUCGAAUUCAUUGUGGACUUAAAGAAGAGAACUUGUGACUGCUCGGAAUUCCAACUUGAUGAAUUGCCCUGUCCACAUGCAAUUGUUGCUAUUAAUAAGAUAUAUUUGCAGAAAUCUGAUUACUGCUCAAAUUGGUAUUCAAAGGAAACAUGGUUGAAAACAUAUGAAGGACAUGUGAAUACCGUGGGAGAUCAAAAAUCAUGGGAUAUUCCACAAAAUGUAGAAUCUGAGAUCACAAAACCACCCGAUGUAGAGAUUUUACAAGGAAGAAGACUGAUGUUUUAA
This is a messenger RNA of Nicotiana attenuata, 468 nucleotides long. RefSeq lists its product as uncharacterized. The transcript is spliced from 2 exons. Gene Ontology annotation, molecular function: zinc ion binding. NCBI's taxonomy places the organism in Eukaryota, Viridiplantae, Streptophyta, Magnoliopsida, Solanales, Solanaceae. The coding region runs from base 1 to 468 and encodes 155 amino acids. The record is from RefSeq and is a predicted model, not a curated record.